AUGUUAGCAAAAGAUUUUUUUACAAAGCUUGUGAAUUCUGAAGCUUUAGAAAAUAGCUUAAAAGGGAGACAGUUUUUGCUAGACAACUAUAUAGAGCCUCGACCUCCGAAACCAAAAAAAGGUCCAGGUAAAACUAUCCUUGAAAUUCCGAAAGAAGAACAAAAAUACGAUCUUUAUAUUAGGCUUCAUGAAAUGUGAAAAGAAUAUCUCGCAGACCUCCUUGAUAAUAAUUUCAAUCCUAAAAACAUCCAGACAAGGCUCCUUAAAGCAGACAUGCAUGGAGCCAAAAUCUCAGUCUGAAAAGCCAGCUGCAAAAGCUACGAAGGACAAAAAGGUAUUAUUUUACAUGAAACAUUAAGAGCUUUCAAAGUAAUAACCCCUGAAAACGAAAUAAAAAGUAAAAACUAAUCAGUGUUCCUAAAAAAAGAUGCAAUUUUCUUGCUUGAAAUUGGAGAUAAAGUAAUCAAGCUGUUCGGAGAAGGGUUUCAAUACAGAGCAGCUGAUAGAGCAAAAAUUAGAUGGAAGCAGCGUGAUAAAUUAAAGAUGAUGAAAUCAUAA
This is a messenger RNA of Blepharisma stoltei, 558 nucleotides long. The record is from the annotation of a GenBank genome assembly. Lineage: Eukaryota; Ciliophora; Heterotrichea; Heterotrichida; Blepharismidae.